AUGUUGAGCGGAGAAGCCCUACCCAUUACUAACAAACAACCCAACGGCACAAAACCGAACGACACAGAACCGUCUUGUCGUCUUCUUCCUCCUCCACCUUCUCGAGUGAUGGGUGUUGGUGGAAAUUUCUGGGACUUGCUUAAACCCUACGCCCGGCAUGAGGGUUUUGAUUUCUUGAGGAACAAGCGGGUUGCUGUCGACCUCUCCUUCUGGCUCGUACAGCAUGAAACCGCUAUCAAGGACCGUGCACGAAGCCCCCACCUCAGGCUCACCUUCUUCCGUACCAUCAAUCUCUUCUCCAAGUUUGGAGCAUUUCCAGUCUUUGUAGUUGAUGGAAGUCCGUCACCUCUAAAGUCAGAGGCGAGGAUUGCAAGAUUCUUUCGUUCUUCUGGUAUUGAUUCAUCAAGUUUGCCUGUGGCUGGCGAUGGUGCUUCAGUUGAGAGAAACAGCACAUUUACAAAGUAUAUUCAAGAAUGUGUGGAACUGCUUGAACUGCUUGGGAUGCCUGUAGUAAAAGCAAAAGGAGAGGCUGAAGCACUGUGUGCCCAGUUAGACGCCGAAGGUCAUGUAGAUGCUUGCAUCACAUCUGACAGUGAUGCAUUCCUCUUCGGGGCUAAGUGUGUGAUAAAAACCUUUCAAUCCAAUACCAGAGAACCAUUUGAAUAUUACUAUAUGUCAGAUAUCGAAGCUGGUCUUGGUUUGAAGAGGAAACACUUGAUUGCCAUCUCUCUUUUGGUCGGAAAUGACUAUGAUUUAAAUGGGGUGCAAGGCGUUGGGCUUGAUACAGCUCUUCGUUUUUCCCAAACUUUUAGUGAAGAUGAGAUAUUGAAUAGGUUACGUGAAAUUGGAAAUGGUGAUGCUUCUCCCUUGCGAGCAAAAGAACUCAUUUCAAGUCUUCCUGUGAAUAUUGUAGUACCACAAUGGGAUCGUAAAGAAAAGGAGCAGAAGAAGCAAGAUAAUUGGCGAUUGAAAGUUCUCAGCAAGAUUGCACUGGAGCCGAAUUUUCCCAAUGAUGCGAUUAUUGAAAUGUAUUUGGGCAACAGCCAUGGUUACUUCACUGAAAAUGAUGGACCCUGCAUAUCAUGGGGAAGUCCAAAAACUGAAAUGGUGGUUGAUUUCUUGGCUUAUCAUCAGCUGUGGGAACCAUCUUAUAUUCGGCGGAGGAUGCUUCCAAUGUUAUCAACUAUUUUUUUAAGGGAAAAGGCUAAAGAUCCUGUAAAAAGUUUGUUAUACGGGCAGUAUGAGUUCGAUUCCAUAGACCGCUUGAAAAUAAGAUAUGGGCAUCAAUUUUAUGUGGUCAAGUGGAAAAAAUCCGCACCUUCUUUGGGUUGUGUCAGUUGCACAGUCCCUCUGGAGGAGUCAGAUGUGCAACAAGAUGAUGUUAUGGAAGUUGAUGAAUCCAUUGAUCCAUUCGAUGAGUCUGAUGUUCCUAUGAUUGAUAUCAACAAUGGUUGUUGCUUUUUGUUGACCGAUGAAAAUACGGACCUUGUCCAUGCUGCUUUUCCGGAGGAAGUUGACAGAUUUUUGCAGGAGAAGGAACUGAAAGAAUUGAAAAGAAGAAAAACUGGGAAGCCAGAAACAGCAGGAUCAAGAGGCGUCCAGUAA
Molecule: messenger RNA, 1605 nt
Organism: Prunus armeniaca (apricot)
Lineage: Eukaryota; Viridiplantae; Streptophyta; Magnoliopsida; Rosales; Rosaceae
Source: the annotation of a GenBank genome assembly